This is a messenger RNA of Mycosarcoma maydis (corn smut), 768 nucleotides long. RefSeq lists its product as uncharacterized. Gene Ontology annotation, molecular function: protein binding. Bases 1 to 768 code for a protein of 255 amino acids. Lineage: Eukaryota; Fungi; Basidiomycota; Ustilaginomycetes; Ustilaginales. The transcript has 3 exons. The record is from RefSeq and is a predicted model, not a curated record.
AUGUCGAAAACGCUCCUCAAAAAAUCCGAAUGGGAACGUCAGCUCUCUUCGAUCAACGUUGCCAAAGAUGAUCUGAACCGCCUCGUCAUGGACUACCUAGUCAUUGAAGGUUAUAAAGACGCAGCCGAUUGCUUCAGCAAGGAGAGCGGCCUUAAGCCUUUCGUCGACUCGGACAGCAUUCUCAACCGCAUGAUCAUCCGAGGGGCAAUUCAGCGCGGAGAUAUUGACGAUGCAAUUGGCCGCGUCAAUGAACUUGAUCCAGAGAUCCUGGACAACAACCCGCUGCUCUUCUUCCAUCUUCAGCAACAGCGUCUGAUCGAGCUCAUUCGGGCCGGUCUUGUCAACGAAGCUCUUGCCUUUGCCGCCGAAGAGCUGGCACCUCGCGGCGAAGAGCACCCGGAUCUGCUACCGGAAUUGGAGCGCACCAUGGCACUGCUUGCCUUUGAUGUGCCCAAGGCUGCGGGCGUCGCUGCGACAGGUCCGCUCGCUGCGCCUCCUCAUGUCGCUGAGCUUCUCUCCCCCAGUCAGCGACUCAAGACGGCUGGAGAGCUGAAUGCCGCUAUCCUCGCUUCUCAAAGUCAAGGCCGAGAACCCAAGCUGCCUCAGCUGAUCAAGAUCCUCAACUACACCGAAGAGCUCAUGGGUCCCACGGGCCCUGGCAAGAAGGAAUUUCCGCGCCUCGAUCUUGAAGGCGCCCUGGGCAUCGGUGCUGGUGCCACGGGCACUGCGGUUCGCAAUGGCGAUGCCGAAACGGCGCUAACAGCUUGA